Prunus persica (peach) is the source of this 696-nucleotide messenger RNA. Its product is annotated as classical arabinogalactan protein 9-like. The record is from RefSeq and is a predicted model, not a curated record. The transcript has a single exon. Bases 1 to 696 code for a protein of 231 amino acids. Lineage: Eukaryota; Viridiplantae; Streptophyta; Magnoliopsida; Rosales; Rosaceae.
AUGGCUCCAUCCAUCCAUGUGGUUCUGGUUCUAAUGGCUGCACUCUUAGUGGCCACAACAAGGGCCCAAUCCCCUGCAUCAUCUCCGUCCACAUCUGCUGCAUCUUCUCCAUUGAGCACUCCACCAACAGCUGUUCCUUCUCCACCGAGCACUCCUCCAAGUGUUCCUUCUCCACCGAGCACUCCACCAAUGGCUGCAUCUUCUCCUUCUCUAUUGAGCACUCCACCAAUGGCUGCAUCUUCUCCUUCUCUAUUGAGCACUCCACCAAUGGCUGCAUCUUCUCCUUCUCCAUUGAGCACUCCACCAAUGGCUGCAUCUUCUCCUUCUCCAUUGAGCACUCCACCAAUGGCUGUAUCUUCUCCUUCUCCAUUGAGCACUCCACCAAUGGCUGCAUCUUCUCCUUCUCCAUUGAGCACUCCACCUGCCGCCACUCCUUCUUCAUCGACCAGUACUCCACCAGCCACCGCUCUCUCUCCAUCGAGCACUUCACCGGAGGCAGCUCCUUCUAACAAGCCCGUUGCUGACUCUGCCCCUCCUCCUCCCUCGUCUUCCCCUGUCAUCUCUCCAGAGGUUUCUCCCUCUUCCGACGUCUCUGUUGAGACUCCUGUACCUGGCCCCAGCGGUGCCGCUUUGAAUAGGUUCACUGUUGCUGGAUCUUUGGCCGUUGGGACUUUCGCUGCUGUCUUGGUUAUGUAG